AGCACGAUCCCAUCUCCAAUUGGAAGUAUCUCAUUUAAAACAAAACAAAUCAAAUUUGAAGUUUAUGUGGAUUGGCAACUGGUGUUCCUGGUUACAAUGAGCUGCUUUGGUUGCGGUCGCAAGUAUGGAUUGUUCUGCAAAGAAUAUGGAUGCCCGAACUGCGGCUACUCAUUCUGCUCCAAGUGCCUGAAGAGGCCGAUGCCUGUGCCCCGUCACGCGGGAAAGGUGCUCAAUGUGUGCCUGAUAUGCUACGACAAGCUGUCCAAACUGCAGGCCAGCGCCGAUGCCGAAAAAGUCAUCGAUUGUGAGGCCUUGCCCGGAGUCUUAGUCACCAAAUUCAGUCUGCCACCUCCGCCCAAGGGUGCAGAGGGUGUGGGUUCGGUUUCGGCUGCCGAUGUGCUCUUUGAUGACUCCCCGCCCUCUGAGGAACUGCCAGAGGCUUUGGUUCCCAGUUCCAGUUCGGCUCUACAUUCCAAAGAUCAUGAGGAUCACAUUGAUGAGAACCUGGAUAGUGCAUUGACGAAACGGAUACAGGACUACAAACGCGUUGAUGCCACAGACGAUGAGAUCCGCGCCCGUCUCGCCAAUCUGACCGGAAUGCCUCAUAAAACAAAUUACGAUAAGAAGGACUUGUUACUAUCCACUGACCAAAGGAACGAUCAGGAGAAAAUGAGGGAUUUGUUGGCACAGUUUGUGGAGGAAGCACAGUUGGACCAAAAUGUGGACAGGCAGAGGGAUGAUUCAAUUUCCGACAUUGAGCGACGUUUGCGAGCUCUACGCGACACACCCGUCGAUUCAGCAGGUGCAGGCCCAUCGGGAUCCCAGAUAAGCAGUAACGUGGAAAACGAAGAGGACGACGAAACUCUUUUGCAAAAUAUAAUGAAAAAGUAUGUGGAGGAAUCGCGCUUACCAGCUGUUUCCCAGAAUGAAAUUAGCCCAAUUAAUAGUGAGGUGCCCAGCGGCACCGAAGAACUGCCCUGGUGCAACAUUUGCAACGAGGAUGCGGUUUUCCGUUGCCUCACCUGCGGUGGAGACCUCUUUUGCACUCAAUGCUAUAAGGAGUGUCACGAUGAUGAUGAGGAAUAUCGAGCUCACGUUAAGGAGAAAUAUGCAGCGCCGCCAAAGAUUGAAGAAAAUCAUUUCUAAUGCAAUUGUUAAGUUUACUUGGCUUUAAGAGAUUUUGUUUUAAUUAUAAAUUGUUUCCAAAAAAGAAAGCAUUGUAUUGCUAGCUCAUUCAUAUCUAUGCAAGGUAUAUUGUUCUCCUUUUUUUACUUAUGAAGUGGAAUAAAAACUGUGCACAGGUGCACAGAUAGAUUAUUUUUGACAAA
Molecule: messenger RNA, 1328 nt
Organism: Drosophila suzukii
Lineage: Eukaryota; Metazoa; Arthropoda; Insecta; Diptera; Drosophilidae
Product: abscission/NoCut checkpoint regulator
Biological process (GO): mitotic cytokinesis checkpoint signaling; abscission
Cellular component (GO): centrosome; midbody; cleavage furrow
Molecular function (GO): metal ion binding; phosphatidylinositol-3-phosphate binding
Source: RefSeq, a predicted model, not a curated record